UAUACGCGGAGAAAAUACAAUAGACGCGGUAAAAAUGUACAACAGGAUUUGAGUUAAUACAAUAGCAAUAUUUAACUGUUUUGUACAAUCAUUGUUGUAAAUAUCUGGUAAUUAAUUUUAAUUAUGGACUCUGAGUAUCCUGAUCCGGACGAAGAAUUUGAUUUAGAACACGAAGCCGACUACGAACUCUUGAGAGAACUUGAAGAACACGAAAGGAAAAAAUCAGAGAAACACCAGGAGAUUCAAAAUUUGCAUGAAAAACCAAAAGAGAAACAUGAAUUGAAGUCUCCAGCAUCUAAUCUACAUAAGGAGUUAAACACUCCCAUACACAAUGUGUAUAAAGAACUAAAUACUCCUAUAUCUAAUGUACAUAAAGAAUUAAAUGCUCCCACGUGUAGUAAAGAUGAUGAUUUCAGUAUUCCCAGUACUAGUAAAGACAAUGGUCACAUUGAUAAUUCUCAAGUAGAUGGCACAAAAAAAAGGAAUUACGAUGAACUGUUCGGUGAUAUUUCAGACAUAGUAGAUUUAAAUGACUUUGUUGAUACCUAUGAACGUAAAGAAAAGAAACCACGAUGGGAUCAUCCCCAAGAUGUGAUUAAAGCAGUAUUAGAUGCUAGAGAAAAAUUUCGGGAUCACAGUGCAGGAUCUGUUAAUAGAAAACAUUUUGAAGAGAAGAAGAACACAAUAUCUUUACGAGUUCCUCGUUGGAAUUUUGUGGCUGUGACCAGGCCACAUGAUGCACAGCGUAUAUACAUUAGAAUGAAAAAUGAUACAGAGCCCAGAGUGAAAAGUAAUGCAAACACAUUAUUCAGUCUAUUGUCAGUACCAUACAGUCAAUUGAAGGCUGAAGCUGAAGCAAUUAUGGUACAAAAUGCUAAACGUGCUAGCUGUGAAAACUUGGAUUCUUCUACCAGACACUUCAUCCCGAAUGAUGAGCUGUGGGUUGAUAAGUACAGACCAAGAUCUUACAUAGAAUUACUUUCAGAUGAAAGUGUAAAUAGACAUUUAUUGCAUUGGCUAAAACUGUGGGAUAAAGUAGUAUUUAACCGAAAUUAUAUUCAAAACAAAAAGAAAGCUCAAUAUUCCAUGUUUAAAAAUCGGAGGUUUAUGAAAAAUGUUGAAAAAGAUUUUGAAGAAGUAGAUAGUAAAGGAUUUCCAACUCAGAGGAUAGUAUUAUUAACUGGACCACCUGGAUUAGGAAAGACUACACUAGCUCACUUAGCAGCUAAACAUGCUGGUUACAAUGUGGUGGAGGUCAAUGCUAGCGAUGAAAGAAGUCCCGAUGCUUUUAGGCAAGUCCUUCUUGCAUCAACACAAAUGAAGGCUGUAAUGGGAAACGACCCACGACCGAAUUGUCUAGUUUUAGAUGAAAUCGAUGGAGCGCCGGUAGCUUCAAUCGAGCUUUUACUAAAAUUUGUGCAGGGCAAACUAGUCCAGAAAGGUAAAAAAGAUAAAGAAAAAAGCAAUAAACGGUCCACUACUUGUCAACGUCCUGUAAUAUGCAUUUGUAAUGAACCAUAUACUCCUUCAUUAAGGGCUCUCAGAACAACUGCGCUUAUUAUAUCAGUACCAGCAGUGAGUCCCAUGAGACUAGCAGACAGAUUAAUGGAAAUAUCACGAAAAGAACAUCUAAAAGUCAAUCCGGAUGCUCUAUUGAAAUUAGCAGAAAUAUCCGGUUGCGAUGUCAGAUCAUGUUUAGGAGCAUUGCAAUAUAUGGGUGGUGCUAAAUUAGGAGACAAUAUGACGUUUGCAUUAAAAGACAGUCGGAAAGGAUUAUUCGACUCGUGGAGGCAAAUAUUAACAAUACCUAUGAACAAGAACGGAAUACUUCCUACUUCCGAGAGAGUUCGUCUUGUAUUGAAAACUGUUCAAAAUGAGGAGUCAGAGAAAUUGGCACAGGGCAUAUUUCACAACUAUCCGGAAAUUCAUACCGAAAAGUUGGUCUACAUAGCACUGUGCUUACAGUGGUUUCAGUUCUUUGACGAAGUAUUGUCCCUAAUCGCAACCCGUCAAGUCUGGUCUGUUAUGCCCUAUACAAACUAUGCAUUUGUUACGUGGCAUUUAUAUUUUGCCAAAACAAAUAACGUUAAGUUAUCAUAUCCCACUGUGCCAUACGAAAUGAAUCAAAAGCAAGCAAGAAGUAUGGGAGUUCUAACAACUAUUCAUAAAAGUAGCGGUCGUGAUAGUACAGUGUUAGCGGUCGAUAUUGCUCCUUUUCUACCAGAUCUACUGUCUCCACAAUUGCGAACAGUUUCUGGACAUUUACAUUCGGCCAAAGAAAGGGAUGACUUGGUUCGGUUGGUGAAUGUCUUGGUCGAGUUCGGUUUAACAUUCACGCAAGAAAAAUGUCUAGACGGGACUUACGACUACAAGCUAGAUCCAAACAUAUUUGAAAUUGGUAUUUUCCCCGAUUGUAAACAGCGCCGAACCCUUGCGUACACAGUAAAACAAAUAAUAGUUCAGGAGUUGGAAGCUGAACGGUUGCGACGUGUUUUAAAACCAAUACAAAGUAAUAAAAGUUCUACAGAAAAGGAAGAUGAUAAUAUCGUAAAGAAUAACGGUAUGACAAGGCCAACAGAAUCAGAAACCAAUGCAAACAAACAAAACUCAAAACCUAAAUUACCUAAUCCUACCAAACAAUCUAAACAAAUUGGAAUGGAAACGAAAGAGAUGGUAUAUAAGGAUUUCUUUGGAAGAGUAAUCACGUUAACACAAGAUAAACAACAGAAAUCGCAUAAAGAAUUCAACAGUUCGCGCGAUUUAUUGACGAAACAUGGCGUAUGGUACAAAUAUAAAGAAGGGUUUAGCAAUGCAGUUCGUCGGAACAUAAUUAUGGAAGAACUCCUUUGAAUUGUGA
Dufourea novaeangliae is the source of this 2857-nucleotide messenger RNA. RefSeq names its product chromosome transmission fidelity protein 18 homolog (gene cutlet). The coding region runs from base 124 to 2850 and encodes 908 amino acids. The record is from RefSeq and is a predicted model, not a curated record. NCBI's taxonomy places the organism in Eukaryota, Metazoa, Arthropoda, Insecta, Hymenoptera, Halictidae. The transcript has 11 exons. Gene Ontology annotation, molecular function: ATP hydrolysis activity; ATP binding.